AUGCUGGGAUCCCUCUUACUCCUGGCACCCCUUGCAGGGGCUGCAGUCAUUGGGUCCCGCGCGGACAGCCAAGACUGUCCCGGGUACAAGGCAUCCAAUGUCCGCGAGAAGGGUAACUCCUUGACUGCCGACUUGACUCUUGCGGGCAAACCCUGCAACAGUUACGGCACCGACUUGAAGCACUUGAAGCUGCUAGUUGAGUACCAGACUGAUGAACGUCUCCAUGUUAUGAUUUAUGAUGCCGACGAACAAGUUUAUCAAGUCCCGGAGUCGGUGGUACCUCGUGUAGGUGGCCGUCAUAGCUCUGAAGAUGACUCCGUCUUGAGCUUCGAUUAUGAAGAAGAACCCUUCUCUUUCACCGUCUCCAGAGGAGACGAGGUGCUUUUCGACACUUCUGCAUCAAACCUCGUCUUUCAGUCGCAGUACUUAAACCUUCGGACCUACCUCCCCGAAGACCCUUAUUUGUAUGGUCUCGGAGAGCAUAGUGAUCCUUUACGUUUGCCUACGGAGAAUUACACCCGCACGCUCUGGAACCGUGACGCCUACGGUACCCCUGAAAACACCAACUUAUACGGCAGCCACCCCGUAUACUAUGACCACCGUGGCGAGUCUGGAACUCAUGGCGUUUUCCUGUUGAACUCCAAUGGUAUGGACAUCCGCGUCAGCAAGGACGAGGAUGGAGAACAGUAUCUUGAGUACAAUACUCUGGGAGGUAUCUUUGACUUCUACUUCUUUACCGGAAACACUCCCAAGGAGGCUAGCAUCGAGUACUCGAAGGUGGUCGGUCUUCCGGCUAUGCAAAGCUACUGGUCUUUCGGUUUCCAUCAAUGCAAAUACGGCUACCGUGAUGUCUACCAGGUUGCCGAGGUUGUUUACAACUACAGUCAAGCUAAGAUCCCAUUGGAGACUAUGUGGACCGAUAUCGACUACAUGGACCGUCGGAAGGUCUUUACUCUCGACCAAGAGAGGUUUCCCAUGAAUAGAACGCGUGAGCUUGUGACUUAUUUGCAUGAGCACGAUCAGCAUUAUAUUGUCAUGGUUGAUCCCGCCGUCAGCACAGCUGGAAACGCGGCUUUCGAGAGAGGUCUAGAGCAGGGGAUCUUCCUCCAGACCCAAAACGAUAGUCUCUACAAGGGUGCUGUGUGGCCUGGCGUGACUGCAUUCCCAGACUGGUUCCACCCGGACACCCAAGACUAUUGGAACGAUGAGUUCGCAAGAUUCUUCGAUGCAGAUACUGGUGUCGAUAUCGAUGGACUGUGGAUUGACAUGAACGAGGCCUCCAAUUUCUGUCCUUGGCCCUGCACAAACCCAGAACAGUAUGCUGCUGAGAAUGACUUGCCACCCUUGCCGCCACCCGUUCGUCCAGGCAGCCCACGGCCCCUGCCCGGGUUACCUCCAUCAUUCCAGCCUUCUUCGGCCAAGCGAUCGUCUAAAAGAGCAUUGUCGGGCAAAGGACAUAAGAUCGGCUUGCCUGGACGUGACCUUAUCAACCCUGCCUACAAGAUCCAAAACGCCGCCGGGUCUCUCAGCAACAAGACAAUCAACACUGACAUCAUUCAUGCUGGCGAAGGAUAUGCCGACUAUGACACCCAUAACCUAUACGGAACAAUGAUGAGCUCUGCAUCGCGAGUUGCCAUGGAGCAGCGCCGGCCUGAUGUGAGGCCUCUGAUCAUCACUCGCAGUACAUUCGCGGGUGCCGGUGCGCAUGUUGGUCACUGGCUUGGAGACAACCUGAGUCAAUGGAGCCAGUACCGCUUCUCCAUCUCCCAGAUCGUCGCAUUCGCGUCCAUGUUCCAGGUUCCCAUGGUCGGUGCAGACGUGUGCGGAUUUGGAAGCAACACAACCGAGGAGCUUUGCGCGCGUUGGGCCUCCCUGGGAGCUUUCUAUACGUUCUUCCGGAACCACAACGAGAUCGGUAGCAUCUCUCAGGAAUUUUACCUCUGGCCCACCGUGGCCGAAUCCGCUCGCAAGGCCAUUGAGAUCCGAUACAAACUCUUGGAUUACAUCUAUACCCAGUUUUACCGACAAAGCAAGACCGGCGAGCCUUUCCUGCAGCCCAUGUUUUACCUGUACCCUGAGGACAAGAACACCUUCUCCAACGGUCUGCAAUUCUUCUACGGCGAUUCUAUCCUCAUUAGUCCCGUGACUGAGGAGAACCAGACAUCGGUCACCGCAUACUUCCCCAAGGAUAUUUUCUACGACUGGUACACCGGUGCUCCCCUGCGUGGCAAGGGCACCAACGUGACGCUCUCUAACAUUGACAUCACGCAUAUCCCCAUCCACAUCCGCGGAGGUAGCAUCGUCCCCGUCCGGUCCAGUGGUGCCAUGACCACGACGGAGUUGCGCCAGAAGAGCUUCGAGCUGAUCGUUGCCCCCGGUCUGGAUGGUACUGCUUCGGGAAGUCUAUAUCUAGACGACGGAGACUCACUGAGGCAGAAUGGCACGUUGGAAGUGCAGUUCCAAUACCGUCGAGGCACGCUAUUCAUCAAGGGCAAGUUCGAUCGCAAGACAGACGUGAAGAUCGAAGGAGUCACGGUCUUGGGACAGUCGCGCGUGUCUACUACCAGCUCGGCCUCCGAGGAAACUGGAAGCCAGAGAGUCACCAUCCCGACACAAGUGGAGCUGGCUGGGCCGACUGAGGUGCCGUUGAACUAG
Aspergillus affinis is the source of this 2655-nucleotide messenger RNA. It is a transcript of the gene agdC, whose product is annotated as putative alpha-glucosidase. Gene Ontology annotation, biological process: carbohydrate metabolic process. Bases 1 to 2655 code for a protein of 884 amino acids. The record is from RefSeq and is a predicted model, not a curated record. The transcript is spliced from 7 exons. NCBI's taxonomy places the organism in Eukaryota, Fungi, Ascomycota, Eurotiomycetes, Eurotiales, Aspergillaceae. Gene Ontology annotation, molecular function: carbohydrate binding; hydrolase activity, hydrolyzing O-glycosyl compounds.